AUGUCUCAAUCACAGUCCGAUCGCUCCCCAUACUAUGACAUUGUCAUUGUUGGAGCUGGCCCGGUCGGCCUCAUGCUCGCAACAUGCCUUGCUCGCUGGGGUUACAAGAUCAAGCAUAUCGAUAACAGAGCUGAGCCGACCCCUACCGGUCGAGCCGAUGGCAUUCAACCACGCUCUCUGGACCUUCUUCGCAACAUGGGUUUAAAGUCAGCAAUCAUGGCUCAUCACCCAGCUCGCGUCUAUGAAGUUGCAUUCUGGGAUCCAGCUUCUUCAGGAAAGGGUAUCGCCCGGACUGGAACAUGGGCCAGCUGCCCUGAUUUUAUUGACGCUCGAUACCCUUUCACAACCUUGUUGCACCAAGGUCUGAUCGAGCGUGUUUUUAUCUCCGACCUCGAGAAAAAUGGAGCACAAGUCCAACGGCCAUGGACAAUCAAGGGUUUUACAUCCGAUGAGAAGUCCAACCCCGAAUACCCCGUCACUGUCGAAUUGGAGCAUGUCGAUGGUACUGCCCAGGAGACCAUUCACGCCAAGUAUCUGUUUGGUGGCGAGGGUGCAAGGUCAUUUAUCCGCAACCAGCUUGGCAUUGCCGUUCACCACAAGGAUCCCAUCGCCCAUGUGUGGGGUGUCAUGGACGGUGUCGUGAAAACCGACUUCCCUGAUAUCAAGAUGAAAUGUACCAUCCAUAGUGAGCACGGCUCCAUUAUGGUUAUUCCGCGAGAGGACAACAUGGUCCGUCUUUAUAUCCAGAUUGCAUCGUCUACAGAUCCCGAUUGGAACCCCAGACGAACAGCCACCGAGGAGCAAGUGCAAGAAUCGGCAAAGAAGAUCUUGCAGCCUUACUCUAUUGAGUGGGAGCGCGUCGAGUGGUACUCUGUCUAUCCUAUCGGACAAGGCAUUUCAGAACGAUACACACUGGACCAGCGAGUCUUCCUUGGUGGAGAUGCUUGCCAUACACAUAGUCCCAAGGCCGGUCAGGGAAUGAACACGGCAUUCCUUGAUGCCCAGAACCUUGCUUGGAAGAUCCACGCCGUUGAAUCCGGUUUCGCCAGCAGGGAAGUCCUCAAGACAUACGAAACGGAACGCAAGCAUGUCGCUGAGUCUCUCCUCGAUUUUGAUAACCGAUAUGCGAAGCUCUUCUCUCAGCGACCACCCGCAGCUGCUGAGGUCCAGGCAGCGUCAGCCAACCAUGGAAAGAACGAUGGCCAAGAUAACGAGUUCAUCAAUGCUUUCAAGGAGUCGUGCGAGUUCACCAGCGGUUACGGUGUUUACUACAAGCCAAACGUCUUCAACUGGUCACCAGAACAUAAUGCACAAUCUCCACUGAUUCACCCCAAGGGGACUAAGCUACGAACCGGCCGCCUUUUUAUCAACUCGAAUGUAACGAGAGUAGUUGACGCCAACGUUGUGCAUUUGGAGCAGGAAGUACCUUUAAACGGCGCGUUCCGAUUGUUUGUUUUUGCAGGUGUCCCAUCAAAGACCCGCCAGGCUUUGAAAGAUUUCGCCAAUCAUCUCGGUAGCCAGCGGUCGUUCUACGCAGCUUAUCAGCGGCCCGAUCUCGACAAGGUAUCAUACCACGAGAAGCACCUCCCACACAGCCGAUUCUUUACUAUCUCUACGAUUUUUUCGUCCAAGAGACCUGAAAUCGAAAUCUCUCGCGAUGUGCCUGGAGUGCUUGCCCGGUAUAGGGACCAUGUUUACGCUGAUGACCGGUCCGAUGCACGAUUCCCUCGGGCGAAGGCUGUAGCCCAUGCCAAAAUGGGCCUUGAUGAAGAGCUUGGUGGAGUGGUCGUUGUCAGACCUGACGGAUACGUAGCAAUCGUGGUCAGCCUUGUAGAAGGUAGCGGAACAGUGGAUGCUUUGAACGAAUAUUUCUCUACCUUUUGCACAAAGAAGUUGGGACCUACUUUGGCACAGCUGUAA
Molecule: messenger RNA, 1920 nt
Organism: Fusarium mangiferae
Lineage: Eukaryota; Fungi; Ascomycota; Sordariomycetes; Hypocreales; Nectriaceae
Exons: 4
Coding region: 1-1920 (639 amino acids)
Molecular function (GO): FAD binding
Source: RefSeq, a predicted model, not a curated record